Messenger RNA from Lachancea fermentati, 1050 nucleotides. The record is from the annotation of a GenBank genome assembly. Lineage: Eukaryota; Fungi; Ascomycota; Saccharomycetes; Saccharomycetales; Saccharomycetaceae.
AUGAUAUUAGUUUCCCUGAAGUUUACAGCAAAGAUUAGGCAGAUGAACAACUCUUACUCAUUCUUGUACAGCAGGGAAGGAAGGAUGUCGAGUAGCUCCGAGUCAGGGAUUAAUGUUACGGCUCAAAAUAAGGCUCCCUUCAACCAGGGCUGGUUUCAAGAUGCCUACAAAUCCGCGGUCGAAUUUUAUGAAAAGGAUAGCGCUCUCGAUUCACGGGAUAGAUUGGAAAUCUCCAAAGCAUAUGUAUCUCUUGUCAGGGCACAAAUGUGGGGAGGAUGGCUUGGAUUUGCAACUAUAUUUGGAUCGCCAUUUGCUUAUCGAUAUUACAAAACAAGCUCCAUAAGAGGAGUAAAGGUGCCAAGGAAUUUUGUGCUCGGACUUAUUGGCUUGGUUAUAGGGCAAAGAAUCGCAGGCGACCGGACCUAUAAAUCUAGAUUGAGAGAAUUGGAUCCUAAUGGGGAAUUUCACUCUGCUGGAGCGUAUGGUGAUGCACAAUCCGGAGCAAAAAGUGGCCAACAGAGGCAAUACGAAAUGCUGAAGCUUUUAGGGCCAGGAAUGGCUCCACGGUGGGCCACAUACUUUUACUCGACCUACACUAACCCUGAAAGAAGGUUGCCAGAUCCAAAACGCAAACUGAAAGAGAUGGAGGAUGGCAAGUUGAUUAAAGGAUCCCCAUUUCUCAAUCAGCGUGAUCCACUGGGCUUGUACAGCGGCCCUAGGUUUGACAAGAAGGAAGGUGUUCCUCAGGUUGGAAAUACCCCACAGCCUUCAUCGAUGUCGUGCAAAGAUCAGGAUGGAGAUAUUUUUGGCGAAGCUGAUCAAGAAAGCUCGUCUCGGCCAGCAUUGUCGUCUUGGGAUAGAAUUCGCCAGGAGAACAACGUAGAAACUAGUUCCUCAUCUCCAACAUGGUCAAAAAUAGCCGCUCAAAAAAGUGCUGGGCAUGACAAAGCGGAACAUUUCAGUGAUGACAGAAUCCCUGAAGAUGAUUCGCAGAGGGAGUUCGAUGAAUUGUUGGAAAGAGAACGUCGUGGAGAGGAUGAAAUACAUUAA